Rotaria sp. Silwood2 is the source of this 252-nucleotide messenger RNA. The record is from the annotation of a GenBank genome assembly. Lineage: Eukaryota; Metazoa; Rotifera; Eurotatoria; Philodinida; Philodinidae.
AUGAACGUCUCAUUACUGAUGGAAGUACGCGAUAUGCAAAUAGAAUUGGCCAUGAUACGACAAGAUAUUCAUGCUCAUCCAGAAAUGGCCACAGAAGAGCAACGAACAUCAGCUCUUGUCGCUUCUAAACUUAAAGAAUGGGGUCUAACAGUUACUGAAGGUGUCGGCCGACUCGGCGUUGUUGGAACAUUGAAGAGUCUAAAGCCAGGUAAUCGUUCUAUUGACCUUCGUGCUGACAUGGACGCUCUAUAA